AUGACACAAGUAAAAGACUAUUUGGAUAGUGAAUAUCCGAAAGAAAAAAGAAAAGAAACAUUUGUCAUUGAAAUCUCAAAUAAGGAUCUCAAUGGUAUUUUGGACUUAAAGGAUUUCGAAAAUUUGGAAAAAUUGAAUUGUUCCUUUAACAAAAUAACUGAUAUAGAUAUCAGUUGUUGUUAUAAAUUACAAGAAUUAGUUUGUCUUAAUAAUAAUUUGAUUAGUACCGAUUUUCUUUCUUCACUUCCUUUUCCUGAGAAAAUCACUUAUUUAAAUAUAGCAAAUAAUAAUUUUGCUGAAAGUGAUUUGAGUUUCUUAAGUAAAUUUGUAAGUCUUGAGGAACUUCGUUUAGGAACCUUUGAUGAAAACAGAGUAAUUCAAAAUGAAUAUAAUCGUUUUUGUGGUUCUUUGAGACCAUUAAGAAAAAUGAUUAAAUUAGGAAUUCUAGACAUAAGUAAUACAGACAUUGAUAAUGAUUAUGGAUACUUGCCAGAAAGUGCAAGAAGCAUUAUUUAUUCCUCAAAACUGAGACCAGAUGCAAAAGUUAAAAACAUUGAGGAAGCAUUGAGACCUUAUAUAGAGGAAGAUGGCGAAGUAGAUAUUGAAAGGGCUAGGAUUAAUUUUUGGGCGACUUACGGGAUAGAAAUUGAAGGGAGACUUCAAGAAGAAAUUAAGAAUAAAAUCCAAGAAAUUAAGAAUAAAAACCAAGAAAUUGAAAAUAAAGACCAAGAAAUUGAAGAUAGAGAUCGAGAAAUUAAAAAUAAAAACCAAGAAAUUGAAGACAGAGAUCGAGAAAUUGAAGAUAGAAAUCGAAGAAUCGCUACUCUAGUUGGUAUCGGGGUGGAUCAAUUAAAGGAUUGGAUUAAAUUAAAUGAAGAAAAAGAUCA
Molecule: messenger RNA, 887 nt
Organism: Scutellospora calospora
Lineage: Eukaryota; Fungi; Glomeromycota; Glomeromycetes; Diversisporales; Gigasporaceae
Source: the annotation of a GenBank genome assembly